Xylaria bambusicola is the source of this 480-nucleotide messenger RNA. RefSeq lists its product as uncharacterized. The transcript is spliced from 3 exons. Lineage: Eukaryota; Fungi; Ascomycota; Sordariomycetes; Xylariales; Xylariaceae. The record is from RefSeq and is a predicted model, not a curated record. Bases 1 to 480 code for a protein of 159 amino acids.
AUGGCCUCUCAGCUGCCUUCGUUCCCGCGAACCAUAUUCACCAUCGUCGAGCCCAUCUCCCUGGUUGCGGGCUUUCUCGGACCUCUGGUGGACGUAGAUUGGUUCAUAGCAAGCCAAAUCGAUGACGGGGCCGCUGCUGCCUCGCCAUCAGUCUCAUCCGACAACGCGCGUCUGGUCGCCCUUCAACUCGGGAACGCCUACGGCCUCCUGUUCAUGGUGGGCGUCGCCGUGCUAUACACCACGAACGAGUUGAGGGUUGUGCGGAACUACCUGGUUGCUUUGCUAAUUGCCGAUAUUACUCACGUUGGACUCACCUGCUGGGGCCUGGGCUACGAAAGGGCUAUUGAUGUAGCUGGCUGGAAUGCCGUGACAUGGGGUAAUGUUGGCUUUACGGCUCUUCUAGGUCUAACUCGAACGGCAUAUCUGCUUGGUCUGUUCGGGCCUGACAAACCCGUAUCUGCCGCAAAGAAGGAACUUUAG